Cryptococcus deneoformans JEC21 is the source of this 1840-nucleotide messenger RNA. RefSeq lists its product as hypothetical. Bases 367 to 1656 code for a protein of 429 amino acids. Lineage: Eukaryota; Fungi; Basidiomycota; Tremellomycetes; Tremellales; Cryptococcaceae. The record is from RefSeq and is a predicted model, not a curated record. The transcript is spliced from 4 exons. Gene Ontology annotation, molecular function: guanyl-nucleotide exchange factor activity.
UCGUGUUCAUUUUAUCAGCAGCAACUCAAAUUUCUCACCACGGCCACUAUCGCACAUCUUGCUACCCCUUCAAUCCUCACGCGUUGUCAUAUUCAUUAUUUGGAAGCUUACACACAUCAUGAUUCAGUUGUACCCACUGCACUGCGAUUAGGCCAAGGCUCCGCCCAUUCCUCACCAACUCGGCUUAUAUACGACCGCCCGAUCUAGAAAGCUUUUGACUGACAUUUCAUCACCUUAUUCUCGUCUAAAUUUAUCUUUGCACUCUACUCACUCCCAAACGCUCAACAGCAUAGCAUUGACAUUCUGAACAGGCUUUACAGCUCCUAACGGUCCCUCAUCGUCAUUUCACUAUUUCAAUCCUUAAUCAUGGGUUUCCGCGGAUUUCUCGCAACCCUCUUCUGUGUCUCCGUGGUCAGGAUUGAUACCGGAUAUACACCUAGAACCAAGGACUUCUUCUCCAGCCACACUACCACCAUCUCUCCCAACUCAUCUACUUCUACAUCACAGAGCAACAAGCGCAUUCAAAAGUUUUCCGAUAAGGCAUCCGCUCGUACUCGUGUCCUUCAGGAAUUCAUAACCUCCGAAAUGACUUACGUUAAUCUCCUCCAAGAAUUCGACCAUGUUUACAUUCAUACCGCUUAUGAACCUCUUACCUCCAACUUUGGGAGCAAGGCCUCACCAGAAGUUACUUUAGGCACAAUUCUAACUGCUGAGGAGCGAAAGACCAUGUUCAGAGGACUUCAAGAGAUUCUCAAACUUCAUAGCCAACACAUUCUUCCUCAGCUAAUUGUCGCCACUAAAAGCGUCCAACAAAGCGACGGCCUCGAAGGCGACCGAUCCACUGAAGCUGCGAUGAACAUUUGUAAAGUUAUCUGCGAAUUUUCUGAAUGGUUUAAACUGUACUCGUCAUACAGCUCGACUUGUGACAAUGCGACUACUAAACUCACUCAAUGGAUCAGCGGCGCCGGGAUCACCAAGCAGGAUAAGGCCCGCGUACAAGCAUAUCUGGCAAAAUGUAAGGCAAACAGGAGACACUCUCAACUAGACAUGACUGGCUACCUUCUCCUUCCGGUCCAGCGCCUUACUCGAUACAAGAUGCUACUGGAGCAACUCGAAAAAUUCACUCCGCCCGCACCAGCCGGAACCCACGAUUAUGUCAGCGAGGCCCUUGCGCGUAUUUCCAUUGUUCUCGUCUACGUUAAUGAUUAUAAACGUAGCCUCGACUCUCGCUCUCGCCUCUGCCAUUGGGCGGACCAUAUCUCCGUCGUUGGCCCCUCGUCCCUAGUCCAGCCUCAUCGUGUCUUGGUCCGGGAAGGUCCUGUCAAUUUCAUUGCCCGUGGAGCAUUGAUAAAAGCUCCUCAGGGGAUUCGUAAGCCUAGCAAGCACAUGUCAAGAGAUAUUGCCACGGUAGAUAAGAUGUGCAUGGCAGUGCUGUGUCAUGAUUUAUUAGUGUUGGCGGAUAGCGCAACGGAAAGAUAUAAAGGCAAGUUGGGAUUGGUAGAUGUCGUGAGAUUAAGUGCAAUGGGAGAGGCAAGGGUUGAAUGGAGGAAUGUAGUUGUGUUUGAGGCGUAUGAUGUCUCGUACUACCUGCAAGUCGAUAAUCAGACUGUCGCCGAAGGUUGGGUGCAAGCUAUCAACCAUUGUAGACGGAAAUAACGACCCAGUUGCGAUUUUAACACUCACGGUAUGGCUCAAGAACUUCGAGUACUCUUGAUACCCUGGCUUUUCAGAUUAAUACCAUCAGAUCCUUUCCUGAAUUUCGGUACUCAUGUUAUGACUGCCCUUUUCGCUUGUUGUUUAUUCUACUAUUGACCCCCUGUCGAAUUUUUGUAUGAUAUGC